AAAACGCACCAAUCAGCUUUAGGAGGCGGGCCUUAAUAAAAACAGCCAAAUCACUCCAUUUGCUAAAGAUCCACCGCGGAAUGAGUUAUCAAUACGGACAGGGUUAUCCGGGACCAGGUGGUAACGCUCCCCAACACCACCUGCCUCCAGGGGCACCAUACGGAGGUGGUCCCGUUGGUGGACAGUAUGGUUCACCUUAUGGCGGUGCCCCUCCAGGGCAACAGUAUGGUGGAGGGGCUCCAUACGGGUCUUAUGGUCAGCCUGGUCCAAGAGCACCGUACGGUGGGGGCCAAGCUCCAGGAGGUCCUUACGGAGGCUAUGGACAACCCCAGGGAGGACCAUAUAGUCAGCAGGCACCUGCAGGUAACAUUCCUCCUGGUGUGAACCCUGAGGCGUACCAGUGGUUUUGUUCUGUGGAUACAGAUCGUAGUGGCUACAUUAACGCAAAAGAACUGAAGCAAGCACUCAUGAAUUCCAACAACUCCUCUUUCAAUGACGAAACCUGCAUGAUGAUGCUCAAUAUGUUUGACAAGACCAAAACCGGACGUGUAGAUGUAUUUGGUUUCUCUGCACUGUGGACGUUUCUGCAGCAGUGGAGGGCAUUAUUCCAACAGUUCGACCGCGACCGAUCCGGAUCAAUUAACAGCACUGAGAUGCACCAGGCAUUAUCUCAGAUGGGCUACAAUCUGAGUCCUCAGUUCAUUCAGGAACUGGUGAAUCGUUACUCUGCGCGUGGUGUGAAUGGGGUUCUCCAGCUGGACCGCUUCAUCCAGGUGUGCACACAGCUUCAAAUCAUGACCCAAGCAUUCCGCGAGAAAGACACAGCCAUGACAGGCAAUGUGAAGAUGAGUUACGAAGACUUCCUUUCUGGUGCCGUUACCAGACUGGUGUAAAGGACUGCAUCAGCACUUCAGAAGAUGAUCUGACUCUGUGUACAGCAUGCCACCUCACCCUCUCAACAGUGCCUUUCACUGCAGCAUACCCUGAUUUUACAUAUAUCCAAAAACUAUGUUCAUUAAGUAUUGCCAGCUAGCCAAUUAAAGCACUCUCCACAAGAGACUACCAUUGUGAUAUGGUUGUCUGUAAUGCAGCCAGUUAUUCAAGACUAAACUAAUGCCAAAAAAUAUUAGUGGUACAUGUAAAUAAAAUAACAUUAGAUAUGCAACAAGCACUAUUUACUAACUAAUGGGAGUAUGUCAUAGAAUUUGAUUUUCUUUGUCAGAAUGAAUAUUUAUGUACUUUCUGAUAAUGAAUGCUUGAAAAUAAAAUGUUUGUUUUCCCUCCCAAAAAAAUUGCUUUUUUUUUUUUUUUUUUUUUAUGCUCUCCUAACACCCUUUUAUAGCCUUUUCUUAUAUAUUGAUAUUUGUUUUCUGCUGCUUUUUUUGCUUGCAAUUAAACAAUGUCAAGUAAUUCAAAAAAAUUCUUAUUUUUUUGUCAUAUUACCUUUUUUAUUUUAAAAUAAAUGUUUUCAUUUUAAAAAA
This is a messenger RNA of Cyprinus carpio (common carp), 1481 nucleotides long. RefSeq names its product penta-EF-hand domain containing 1 (gene pef1). Gene Ontology annotation, biological process: COPII vesicle coat assembly. Gene Ontology annotation, molecular function: calcium ion binding. The record is from RefSeq and is a predicted model, not a curated record. Lineage: Eukaryota; Metazoa; Chordata; Actinopteri; Cypriniformes; Cyprinidae.